GACAUUUGCUCCAAGCAUGAGCGACAUCAAUCAUCGCGCAUUUACACCCUACCAGUGGAAUUGAUUGAGUUGUCAACUGCAUUUAUUGCGUACACGAUCAUACAGUUCGCUUCCUGAACUUCAUUCGCGACGCGCGUGGUGUACUUUGUUGUAGCGUUACUAUUUUUUGAUGCUGAAGGCGCCCCAUCGACAAACAAAAAAAUUACAAGUAUCGAAUUCCUGAUAAAUUUCUAUACAUUGAAUUUUCGAUCUACGAUUUUUUAAAACAUUUUUAACGCGUACGAAAAAUAUUUUAAUAUCCGCUCGAUCAAUUUGUCCAUGUCGCGUUUGUGAACUUGGUGAACUGUGUUUUUAGAGGAAAAUCCUCGCUCAGGGACACCUCGAGAAUGGAGAAGGAAGACAUCAUCCUGACCCCAGGUCAGCGAAUACGACCACCUGGUGGGGACCAACUGGCCUCUGAUCUCCUCCAGAAGCUCUACGGCCUGAAGACAACCCUUGUGACCGAAUUGAACGCGUACGACGACCGUAACUACCGCGUCCUUUGCGAGGAUCUUCCAUCCAAUCCUCAUAUACCUUCCAUCAGCAAGCACGGCUACGUCCUGAAGAUCGUCAACUCUCUGGACUCGCGGAAGACACAGGUGAUAGAGGCCCAGACGGAGAUGCUGAUCUUCCUGAACCAACGAAACGUUAUCUGUCCCGAACCAGUGAAAAACCUAAACGGAUCCUAUUACUCCCUGGAGAAACUGAAAGCGAACGGUUCCACGGACAGCUACGCGGUGAGACUGCUGGUGUAUCGACCCGGAGAGCUUCUGCAUCGGGUACCAAUCACUGGCGAACUGCUUCGACACGUGGGCAGGUUCACGGCCAACCUCGACCAAGUCCUCACAGGUUUCUCCCAUCCCGCCUACGACGACCACAGCACUCUGUGGAUGUUGACCUCGGUGCCCAAGCUGCGUCAGUUCACUUACGCAGUGAGCGACGCGUUACAAAGAACGCUGGCGCACCAGGUGAUACACGCCUUCGAGCAAAACGUCCUCCUAGCGAUCCCCCAGCUGGAGCAGGGCGUCAUACACGGGGACUUGAACGAGCAGAAUAUCGUGAUCAGUCCUAACGGCAGGGACAUAGCCGCCGUGAUAGAUUUCGGGGAUUCGCACAGGGCUUGUUUGAUAUUCGAGCUGGCCAUCGCUCUUUGCUACAUGAUCCUGCAGGCUGGCGACCUGGCGAUGGGCAAGCACGUCGUCGAGGGCUACCAAGAGGUCAGGAAGCUGACCGAUCUGGAGAAGAGUAUCCUGAAGGUCACCGUGUCCGCGAGGAUCUGCCAGAGCCUCGUCAUGGGCGCUUACUCUCAUAUCCACGAUCCUCAAAACGAGUAUCUCCUUAUCACGCAAAAGUCGGGAUGGAGUUUGCUGAAGAAACUUUGGCCGCUCGAUCAGGAGGAGGUUCUGCGUAUUUGGGGAUUGAUGGACUGAUGGGGAGAAAUGUGAUGGCUUUGAGUGGGGAAGAACGGGAUGAUUUCGAGGGGGAUGACAUUAACUGGUCGCUCGGGGGGCUCCCCUUUCUUUGUGGAUAGAGAUUUUCGAGUGAGAAAAGUUUUUGGGUGAGAGAGAAAUUGUUUUGGGAUUAUGCUCGGUAUUUUUACGAAACUCAUUACAAUACGUAAAGUACACAAGGAUAAGGUGUAGUCAAUGAUUAUGAGCCUUAAUAUAGCGAGAUUGGGGUAUUACUAAGAAAAAAACCUGAAUUUAUGCAUAUUCUUAUCGAUUACUUUCGCAAUGGUAACGUCACGGUGAAACUGCGAAAAUAAAAGUCGAUUCUAAGAUUCACAGGUAAAGAAACAAUUUUAAUAUUGUAAAAUCAGUAUUAAACGCAAUCAGUACAAAGUCAGUAUUACAUGCAAUUGGUACAAUCAUAGUGAUAACACGAACGACCAGUUGAUUUCCAUGCGACUAUAGCAAUAAAAGUCUUAUUCGUAUAUAGUUUGUAUCGUCACGAUCAAUUUUAUAAUGUCAAUUAAAUAAUAUAAUCAUUUAAUAUAAAUAAGCUUGUUAAAUAUGCUUAAAAUCGUUAGGAGCUUCCAGCUCCGUUUGAACGACGUUCGAAUAUCAUUGUCAAUUAGUGAAGCAAUAAAUACACCCAUUUAAAUAAAUUUACAGUUGUUUCAUUGAAUGAAUCUCUUGGAGAAAUUACUUAAGGUACUGUGCAGUGAUAUAUCCUCUGGUUUUAUUCGUAUUUAGGCAGUUACAUAUUUACAUAGAUAUAAUGAACAAUAAUGCUCUUCGUAUAAUAGUGUGGAGUCACUUUACAUAACUAGAUCGUGGUAUAUACAAAAAUGCAGAUAUCGUAAAUUAAUUCACGGUGAAAUUCGUGUGUUACUGGCAGACGACAUUAAAGAAAAACACAUACCUUGUGUGUAAACUGGAUCGAAUAACAAUUACCGUGGACUUUAAUUACUGACUAAAAUGUCUUGUCGAAAUACAUGGAUAAUGUACAGAAUUUGCACGUAAUUAUACCGUAAAGACAAUAAAUAUUUCGAUCCUGGAUAAUACGCUGUUACCUGCGCUUAAGGUGUAGAAGUUAAUUUUUUCUUUAUCCGCGUGCGCUUUCAUCUUAUUUACGUAGCUUGUAAUAUAUAUAUAUAUAUAUAUAUUUAUAUAUAUUUAUAUAUUUUCAUAUAUAUAUUUAUAUAUUUAUAUAUAUAUAUUUUUUUUUUGUAUUUCGAUUUCAAUAAUAUACUAAUUUAUUUAUAUCUCAUUUCAUUUACGUCAGCUCGUUUUGGCAAACUGUCUAGCUGUGUUGAGGCAAAUUCGUUGAUAGCGAAAAUCUGUUCACAAUAUCGUACAAACGAGAUUGAAAGUUGGACGUGAAAAAUUCAACGCAAGAAAGAAACGUACGGGGGCUCGAGAUUCGUGCUCAAAACAAAGUAGUCUUUAUU
Molecule: messenger RNA, 2932 nt
Organism: Hylaeus volcanicus
Lineage: Eukaryota; Metazoa; Arthropoda; Insecta; Hymenoptera; Colletidae
Product: hydroxylysine kinase
Exons: 2
Coding region: 387-1469 (360 amino acids)
Molecular function (GO): amino acid kinase activity
Source: RefSeq, a predicted model, not a curated record